AACAUGAGGAUUAGUGACGUUUGUUUGUUUGUUUGUUUGUUUGUUUGUUCGUGGACUCACUGAGGCUCGUUGUGAGGAUUUCUGCUGUUUCCAUGUUUAUUAGUUGGGGUAGAUUAUUCUAAGAGGAUGGAGGUGAAGCUCAGAGGCGGAGGAGGAGAGAGGGAGGGAGGUGUCCCACUGUCAUCUGUGCGUAAAUGGAAAUAAUGCGCAAAAAAAAAACGCAAUGUGUUUUCCUUCUUAUUUUUGCAUUGUGCGUGUGUGUGUGUGUGUGUGUGUGAGAGAGUGUGUAAGUGCACGAGUGUGUGUUGAGGGAGAGUUUGUGCACGCGUGCUUGUCUAUCACAAAGAGAUAAGGAGAGGUCCGUCCGUUUCUGCUGGACGGUAUUUGCAUAGAAGUUACCACACACACACACACACACACACACACACACACACACACAGUUGUUUCUAUAUUUAGUGUGUUGUGUGUGUUUUUUCUAUGCAUCUGUGUGCGUGAGCGUGCGUAAAAAACAGACUCAGGCUCGAGCGCUUCGUUUCGAUUCACCGGGGACCCCCGCGCGCAACAAGAGCCCCCCAUGGGUGCAAUAGUGCAAGCACAGACGGCGGUGAUUGGCCAGAGGUUGAUCAGAUGGUACACUUCCCCUCUGUAGUCAGUGGCACCUCACAACCCCCCCUUUCAGCAAAAACCAAAUCUCGGAUAAAGUAAUGGCAAAACCACUUGGACUAUAAAAGACAACAAAUCAUAUUCCUCCGGAGUAUAUACACCCCGUUGUCCACCCAAUGAGUUCCUAUUUUGUCAACUCAACUUUUCCCGUGUCUCUACCGGGAGGACAGGACUCUCUCCUGGGUCAGAUACCGUUAUAUUCCUCGGGAUACACCGAUCCGUUAAGACACUACUCCAACGCGGCCACAUAUGGAGCAGCCAACAUGCAGGAGAAGGUUUACCCAGCGUCCUACUACCAGCAGACGGGCGCAGCGGCCGCGGCGCUCUACGGCCGAGCCGGCGGCGGAGCACCGUGCGACUACAACCCGGUCGGGACUUUCUACAAGGACGCGGAGGGCUCGUGCGCUUUCUCCAGCCGCGAGGAGCAGCCGCUGUUUGUCACUCAGGAGCAUCAGCAGCGCAAAGCGGAGUGCCCGGAGCAGGCUGUCAGCAUGAGCAGCAGCAUCGACGACAAGUCGUCCACGUUGAUCUAUCCGUGGAUGCAGAGGAUGAACGCCUGCUCGGCCGACACACGACUUCAGAUUUCGAGUGCACUCUCAGGUCCUUUUGGCAACAGUGGCCGCAGGGGCCGACAGACCUACACCCGCUACCAGACUCUAGAGCUGGAGAAGGAGUUCCACUUUAACCGCUACCUGACCAGGAGACGCCGGAUAGAGAUCUCCCACGCCCUGUGUUUGACGGAGAGACAGAUCAAAAUCUGGUUUCAGAACCGCAGGAUGAAGUGGAAAAAGGAGAACAAACUGCUCAAUCCAUCAAAGACACCCGAGGAGGAGGAGGAGGAGGCGGAGAAGAAGAGUUAAAAAUAAAAUAAAUAAGAAAAGGAC
Larimichthys crocea (large yellow croaker) is the source of this 1547-nucleotide messenger RNA. RefSeq names its product homeobox B6b (gene hoxb6b). Gene Ontology annotation, cellular component: nucleus. The coding region runs from base 780 to 1523 and encodes 247 amino acids. The transcript is spliced from 3 exons. Gene Ontology annotation, biological process: anterior/posterior pattern specification; regulation of transcription by RNA polymerase II. The record is from RefSeq and is a predicted model, not a curated record. Gene Ontology annotation, molecular function: RNA polymerase II cis-regulatory region sequence-specific DNA binding; DNA-binding transcription factor activity, RNA polymerase II-specific. NCBI's taxonomy places the organism in Eukaryota, Metazoa, Chordata, Actinopteri, Sciaenidae.